AUGCAAGCUCAGUACUCCCUGACCUUUGCCCAGCAGUUCACUGCCUUGUUAUCGGAAACUUCACUGUUUCUUCAAUCGUUGAAAUUUCCUCAUUCUGUUUCACCAAAGAAUAAGCCUACAAGCUCAUCGGCCGCCGCUUUAGCUAAUUUGCAGUUUCGUGAUUUACCGGAAUGUGUACGCGUUUCUCGGAAAGUUGAGUCCGCAACUACCGCAACUUUAGCAGACGCAAUUUCCAUUCUGCAAAGAUAUCCUUCAUUGCAAAAUACUAAUGUCGAAACAUUAUUAUCCCAAUUCUCAGGAAAUUUAUCCCGAAUAACAGCCGAAAAUUGGGCUAGCCAACAAUUUAAAACGCAUGACAAUCCUUUCAUAAUAUCACUUUUGAAAUUUAGAAGACAUGGUUAUGUUAAUCCAUAUGCACAACAACGAAGAUACUACGUUACGAAUAGUGCUUUUCGAUUUGUUAAUCAUCGACGGCUUCAACAGCUUGAAGCAGAAGCAAAUUCGUUUCCAAAUGAUCCUUCAAAACAAGCAGAAUUUUAUAAAGAACUUUUGAAAUCUAACAACCCUCAUGUGGUUAUAGCACGAUUUGAACGAGGAAAAUAUGCUCAAAAUGAGGAAUGUUUUCAGGCAUAUAUCGCUGCAUUGGCACGAACAGACCAAGUGGAAAAAAUAUUACCAAAUAUAGUACAAAAAUUGGAGCAAUCAUCAUUAACAGAAUCAAGUGGCGGUGCUUCUAAACCAAUUGCGACCGCUGAGCUAGUUCAAGCUUUACUUGGAAAUUCAAGCAAAAAAGCUACUAUACAGAACAGUUUAUCUAAUUAUCACGCUGCUACUGGUGGUAAAGAAAAUCCGAUUUACGUUGUAAUAGAAGAAGCACGAGGCUAUAUGUUUUGGCGCGCGUUACGUUGGGUUGGAAUUACUUUUACGUAUGCCUUUUGUAUUCUUACAUUCCUUAGUUUAGCAUUAGAGAAUUCCGGCCUCUUAAAGACUGGUGCAUCACAAUCUGAAUAUGAACCUUCAUCACAACAAGUGGUGAAAUUUUCAGAUGUUCAUGGGGUUGAUGAAGCAAAAGAAGAAUUGGAGGAACUGGUGGAAUUUCUAAAAGAUCCCUCUAAAUUUACUGGAUUGGGCGGUCGCUUACCAAAAGGUGUAUUGUUAACUGGACCCCCAGGCACCGGGAAAACAUUACUGGCUCGUGCUGUUGCUGGUGAAGCGGGUGUUCCGUUCUUUUUCAUGUCCGGCUCAGAGUUUGAUGAAAUGUAUGUCGGUGUGGGUGCAAGAAGAGUUCGUGAACUUUUCGCGGCGGCAAGGCGUAAGGCACCAAGCAUUGUCUUUAUAGACGAGUUAGAUGCUAUUGGCUCAAAAAGAAAUCCCAAAGAUCAAACAUACAUGAAACAAACUCUUAAUCAAUUGCUGGUUGAUUUGGAUGGUUUCUCACAAACAGAAGGAGUUAUAUUUAUUGCUGCAACAAAUUUUCCCGAACUUUUAGAUAAAGCACUAGUCCGUCCUGGACGUUUCGACAGACACGUUGCUGUGCCAUUGCCCGAUGUUCGUGGCAGAAUGCAAAUACUUGGACAUCACCUAAAAGACGUCCAACUUGCUAAAGAUGUUGAUAUUAGUGUGAUUGCAAGAGGAUCUCCCGGAUUUUCUGGUGCAGAUUUAGCAAAUUUAGUAAAUCAAGCUGCAAUCCAAGCCUCACGUGAUGGUGCACGAGAGGUGACAAUGAUGCACAUGGAAUUCGCCAAAGAUAAGAUAUUAAUGGGAGCAGAACGUCGUUCCGCUGUCAUAACAGAGGAAAGUAAACGUGUAACAGCAUACCAUGAAGGUGGGCACGCUUUAGUUGCAUUAUAUACUCCUGGUGCAAUGCCAUUACAUAAAGCUACGAUAAUGCCGAGAGGAGCUAGUCUUGGAAUGACUGUUCAAUUGCCAGAAAUGGACAAAGAUUCCUAUACUAAAAAAGAAUAUCUUGCACAAAUUGAUGUAUGUAUGGGUGGACGUGUUGCUGAGGAAAUGAUUUUUGGAAAGGAAAAUGUCACCUCGGGUGCUCAUAAUGACAUUAUAAAAGCGACUGAAGUGGCUAAGCGCAUGGUUGGUCCUGUAUCACAUCUCGAUGAAGAAAUGGAGCAAUUAAGCACUCAGACUAAAUUAAUAAUAGAAGGUGAAAUUAAAGGUCUAAUUGAGAAUGCUCAAGCGCGAGCAACAAACAUUUUGAAAACCCACAAGGACGAAUUGCAUCGUCUUGCUAAAGCUCUGGUGGAUCAUGAAACUUUAAAUCAACAAGAAAUUGAAUUAGCUAUUAAAGGACACAGUAUUAAAUGA
Ambispora gerdemannii is the source of this 2319-nucleotide messenger RNA. The record is from the annotation of a GenBank genome assembly. NCBI's taxonomy places the organism in Eukaryota, Fungi, Glomeromycota, Glomeromycetes, Archaeosporales, Ambisporaceae.